This is a messenger RNA of Patiria miniata (bat star), 1583 nucleotides long. Its product is annotated as trans-1,2-dihydrobenzene-1,2-diol dehydrogenase-like. Lineage: Eukaryota; Metazoa; Echinodermata; Asteroidea; Valvatida; Asterinidae. The transcript has 8 exons. The record is from RefSeq and is a predicted model, not a curated record. Bases 131 to 1159 code for a protein of 342 amino acids. Gene Ontology annotation, molecular function: nucleotide binding.
CCAUUCUAAAUGUUAUCAUUAUUUUUGCUGAGGGGGAGGGGCCUGCAGUCGAGUCCUGCACGUGCAUGACGUGCAAGUAAGUGAUGCGGCGAAUAUCUAAGCAGUUGAUCAGCUCUCGGCAUAAUUCAGAAUGAGGUUGCGCUGGGGCAUCUGCACCGCUGGGCAUAUCAGCAAUGACUUUGUGGUGGCACUCAGCACUCUCCCCUCUGAGGACCACACGGUGGCUGCCGUGGCUGCCAGGUCCGAAGAGAAAGCCAAGCACUUUGCCGACAAGCACAAGAUUCCGGUGGCCUACGGGGGGUAUGAGGCCCUUGCUGCAGAUGGUAGUGUUGAUAUUGUCUACAUUGGUGCAUUGAACCAUGUCCAUCUACCCCUAUGCAAGCUGUUCCUGGGCAAGGGCAAGAACGUUCUCUGUGAGAAGCCCCUUGGUCUGAACAGGAGAGAGGUCCAAGAAAUGAUUGACCUGGCCAAGGAGAAGAACGUCUUCUUCAUGGAGGGUUGGUGGAGCCGUUUCUUCCCAGCAACUGUCAAACUGCGUGAGAUCCUAGCUGCUGGUCUUAUUGGCGACGUAAAGGUUUUCAAUGCAUCGUUUGGCUUGCCAAUAAGUUCUGUUGAAAGAAUAGCAAAUAAAGAUGUUGGAGGCGGAGGUCUGUUGGACUUGGGCAUCUAUCCUGUGCAGGAAGCCCUCAUGGUAUUUGGAGAGGCUCCGUUAUCAUGCAAGACUACCGGCACCUUAACAGAUUCAGGUGUGGAUGAGACAACUGCUACUACAUUGUUGUUUCCCAACAAGGCUGUCGCAACACUGAGCACAAGCACCGUGGUGAAACUCCCCAAUGAAGCGGAGAUAAGAGGAACCAAAGGUCAAAUCAAGGUGCCUUGCCCGUUUUGGUGCCCUACAAAACUUGAGGUGACAACCUCCAUUGGAGAGGCUGAUCUGAAGACCGAGCUGUACGAGUUUCCCCUGCCAAAGGCUGACAAUAGCUUCCUCCACGUCAAUAGUGCUGGCUUCCGAUAUGAGGCAGAGUGUGUGCGACAGUGUCUUAUGAAAGGUCUGAAAGAGUGUCCAACUGCAUGCCUAGAAGAGAGUUUGCAGGCGGCCGAGAUCCUGGGCAGUGCCCGGCGUGAUGUGGGCUAUAAAAUACCUGCAGAUGACCUUUGACCUCUAACUCUAAAGGUCAUACCCCCCUUCAUAACCCUAUACCUAGGAAGCAACAGCAAUCAAGUAAGCUAUAGUUUAGAACCAAUUCGCCAGACACAUCACCUCUGCACUUGUGCGCAAUAACAGUGAUGCACGAGCUCACCAGCAAGUGCAAAAAGUUGUGAUUUAACAGAGGUUCAACCUGAUAUGAUUUAUGUUGCUGAAUCAUGAUUGUUUCAAUUGAUAAAUAUCUUGAAAAAUUACCCCUUUUUGUUGCUUGAUGUAUGACUAAAUUUAAGAUGGAAUGUUCUGUUUUUGUUUGAAAAUUUAAAAAUGGCUCAACGUCAUCUUUUUUUUAUAGAAGAUAUUGUAUAACAUUUGACAGUUUGAAGGGGUAUUUUUGGAAAUUUUAUGACAAAAAAAUAUAUAUAUAUAUAAUAAUAGU